AUGGUAAAGCUGAGUGCAGCCCCUGACCGGGAUCUGGGUACCCUCUGGUUAAACCACAGCUGGUUGGUGCCGGCAGGGCAGUGUGAUACCAAGCCCUGUCUGGACAAAUAUGUGGAAGCUGCCGACCAGCAGUACAGGCGCUUUCAGGAGGGCUACCUCUGGGCCAUCCUGAUGGCAGAGUUCCUGGUGGCGGCAGGGGGCAAUGGCCUGGCCCUGUACCGCUUUAUCACCAAAGAGCAAAGGCCCUGGCACCCAGCUGUGGUGUUCUCUGUACAGCUGGCAGUCAGCAACCUGUGCUACGCACUCACACUGCCUCCUCUAGCAGCCUACUUCUACCCACCAAAAAACUGGAGCUUUGGGGAGGUGGCCUGCCGUCUGGAGCGCUUUGUCUUCACCUGCAACCUGCUGGGUGGCAUCUUCUUCAUCACCUGCAUCAGCCUCAGCAGAUACAUGGUGGUGGUACACCCUUUCUUUACACGGAGACACCUGCGACCCAAGCAUGCCUGGAUUGCCACUGCUGCCAGCUGGGCCAUGGCCAUCCUGCUGGCGGCCCCCAUGCUUGGCUUCUCCCACCAGAAGGAGCCCCAGUCAGACCUUGGGACAUGUAGUAGGCUCAAUCCUGAGGCCUGUGUCAAGUGCCUGGGGAUGAUGGAGGACAGCCAGCUAGGGGCCUUCAGAACCUACAGCUUGGUGCUGGCAUGCCUGGGAGGCAUCCUGCCUCUGCUGCUCACACUAAUGGCCUACGGUGCACUGGGGUGGGUGGUACUGCGCAGCCCAGGUAUGACCACAGCCCAGAAGCUACAUGUGGUAGUGCUGGUGACCAGUGGUGUGGCUCUCUAUGCCUGCUCCUAUGUGCCCUACCACAUCACACGAGUGAUCCAUGUGGACGCCAUGUUGCACUGGACGGCUCGCUGCCCCAACUUCACUAGUGUGUCACAGGCUGUGGCAGAGCUGGACCUGAGGGCCUUCUUUGGCUACCAGACAACACGCAUCCUUGUGCCCCUGGCUACAUGCAUGCACCCCCUGGUCUACAUGGCAGUGGCACCCAGCCUGGACUGCCACCCAUGCCACCGGAACCCUGAGGACAAGAGCCCUCGCCAAGACUUGCCUGUAGCAGGUACAACUACUCACCAAGGCCAGCUGAGCCCAUGACCCAUCUAACUGAAGCCUCCUCGCCAGAAGAUGGUUGAGACAACAGCCCUGAAGUAGCAAGGGUCCCCCCACAACCUCACCAGUGGAGGCUACC
Messenger RNA from Alexandromys fortis (reed vole), 1246 nucleotides. RefSeq names its product purinergic receptor P2Y11 (gene P2ry11). NCBI's taxonomy places the organism in Eukaryota, Metazoa, Chordata, Mammalia, Rodentia, Cricetidae. Gene Ontology annotation, molecular function: G protein-coupled ATP receptor activity; neurotransmitter receptor activity. Bases 1 to 1152 code for a protein of 383 amino acids. Gene Ontology annotation, biological process: G protein-coupled receptor signaling pathway; calcium-mediated signaling; neuronal signal transduction. The transcript has 2 exons. Gene Ontology annotation, cellular component: plasma membrane. The record is from RefSeq and is a predicted model, not a curated record.